CCAAGGGCUUUCCCACCGCCCGCCCCACCGCCCGAGCGCCGCCUCCAGAUCGAGCGUGCUAGGGUUUGCUCCGCCCCCCGCCGCCGCCGAUGGCUCAACGCUUGCGCUCGAGGGCGCGGCGGGACCCGGACCUGGAUGAAGACAGCGGCGUCGGCGGCUCCCCGCCGUCCCGGCACUCGCGCCGGGGCGGGAGCGGCGAGGAGGAGGACGACGACGUGGGCAACGAGGACCUCAGCCUGGAGAUCGUCGCGCGCGCGCGGCGGAGGCGGCGGAAGCGGCGCGGGGAGUCCGGCGGCGGGGGCCCCGGGCUCGCCGACCUGCUGCAGGUGUCCUCCGGCGACGAGGCGGAGGCCGCCGGACGCCCCGCGCACGCCGACCUGCUCCAGGUGUCCUCCGGCGACGAGGAGGCCGGCGAGGACGCCGUGGUGGAGCUCGGCGAGGCGGAGGAGUCCCGGAGGAAGCAGAGGAAGAAGCAGCGGAAGAGGCAUAGGAAGAAGCACAGGAAGGAGGCGGCCGAGGCUGCAGCGGCGGCCGCCAACGGCGCCGGCGAGGCCGAGGAGCAGGAGGAGGUUGGUGGCACUCAGGAGGGACCAAUUGGGACAGCAGAAUCGGUGCUAACUGAAGAUGGGGCCGAUGUCCCUGCAUCUGACAAUAUGGUUCUAAGGAAGCUUCUUCGCAUACCGAGAUACUUCGAUCCUGGGGAAACAUUGUUGGAGACUUGCUAUAAUUGUAGCGAGGAAGGACAUGUGGCAGCAAACUGCCCAAUGGAAAAGAGGAAGAAACCUUGCUUUGUUUGUGGGUUAUUUGGGCACAAUGCAAAGCAGUGCACGCAGGGUCAAGACUGUUUCAUCUGCAAAAAAGGUGGUCAUAUGGCGAAAGACUGCCCUGAUAAGCACAAGAGGAAUGACCAUCAAUCCACUUUGUGUUUAAGAUGUGGAGAAAUAGGUCAUGAUAUGUUUGGAUGUACCAAUGAAUACCCACCGGAUGAUAUUAAGCAAAUAAGAUGCUACGUAUGUAAUCAGAAUGGUCAUCUAUGCUGUUUUGAUGUUGCUGACAAUUGUCCCAAACAAAUUAGCUGUUACAAUUGUGCCAAAUCUGGUCAUUCUGGUCUGGGAUGUGCCAAGCAACGCAGGGAAACUAGCGCUAUCUCAACUCCAACCGAGUGCUACAAAUGUGGCGAGGAAGGCCACUUCGCACGUGGCUGCACAAAGAAUGCCAAGUUCGAUCGGUCGAAAGGCAAGUCGUCAUCACACAGUCAGAGAAAGGAAAAAUGGAAAAAGGACUCCAGUGCAAGAUCAGCUCCUCAUGAUGCCCGUAAAACAAGUAAAAGGAAAAGCCCCCAUUUCGAGGACAGAAUGGACAUACCUCGGCACAAAUCCAAAGCUAGGGGUGGUUGGACUGGUGGCAAUGAUCUUGAUGAUCUACCGUUCAAGAAGUACAAAUCCAAUGCAUGGGGUUCUCCAUCUACACCCAAGAAGCCGUACACGAAUCACCAGAUCUCCGGCGGUGACUACUUCACACCUCAGCCCUCACGAAGGCACAACCAUGGUUAUGCAUCACCGAACUCGAAUUAUUCACCCAGUGCAAAGAAGCAUGGGUUUUGGUCGUCAAGAUUUGGUGCCAGCAACACCCAUGUCCGGUUCGGGAGAAGUUAGCUGGACGCGUGUGUCCAAUUUUGUUGUUGCUUUACCAAUUGAUUAUGAUUGUCCCCUGGGGAUGAACUCUGCUUGUAGGUCCAUUCCCUUUGAUAGUUGUUUGUCUAUUAAGAUUAUAUGUAUUGCGGUUCCAUUCAGUUUUGACUCUGAGCAAGCUUCCUUGGUGUCGCGCUGCA
This is a messenger RNA of Panicum virgatum (switchgrass), 1831 nucleotides long. RefSeq names its product zinc finger CCHC domain-containing protein 7-like. Lineage: Eukaryota; Viridiplantae; Streptophyta; Magnoliopsida; Poales; Poaceae. The transcript is spliced from 7 exons. The record is from RefSeq and is a predicted model, not a curated record. Gene Ontology annotation, molecular function: nucleic acid binding; zinc ion binding. The coding region runs from base 90 to 1655 and encodes 521 amino acids.